AAACUACAGAACGGUCGCAACUAUUCAGUCGCAUGCAGACCCCGGGCUAAACAGAUAGCGGUGAUCGACAGUAUCAGAGUACCUGCUCUGACGUUAUCAGCCUCUUGUGAUAUAAUGAUCUCGAUAAAAUUCACCUCCUCCAUCAGUUUAGCUUAUUUCUGCCGCGGAUCGCUUAGGGGUGCAUUGCGGUCGAAAUGAAAUUAGCUCUAAGACUAGUCCUGUGCGCUCUGGCGGUGGCCAGCGCCUCGGCUCUCUCAAUCUCCUUGAGACGAGAUCCGGAGACGCUAUGCGCGGGACAGGAGAACUUCCUACGCAUAGCCAGCACCGAAGGCUGCAGCGCGUACUACCAAUGCUACGCCGGCCGAGCUUACCUGAUGGAAUGCCCAAAAGACUCCUGGUUCAACGAAUUGGAACAGGUGUGCGAUUGGACAGAAGCACCAGCAAGCUGCCGGACCGACCCAGAACCGGAGCCAGAACCUGAACCAGAACCUGAACCUGAGCAACCUGAGCCAGAACCAGAACCUCAACCAGAACCUGAGACAGAACUAGAACCUCAACCAGAACCAGAGCCAGAACCUGAACCAGAACCAGAACCUGAAUCAGAACUAGAACCUCAACCAGAACCAGAGCCUGAACCAGAACCUGAACCAGAACCUGAGACAGAACCUGAGCCAGAACCAGAACCUGAGUCUGAACAAGAACCCGAGUCUGAACUAGAACCCGAACAAGAAUCUGAAGAUCAAGACCGAGUAGAAGAACCGGGCUCUGGUGAAGAUUGGGAAGCAGAUGCUGUCAUCAAAUUCUUGAAGGCAAGAUUACAAGACAACUCUGAAGAGGAGCUGAUCGAAAACAUAGAGGAGCGACUCGACGUGGAUGAUCAUCAUCACCCCCAUCACGGCCAUGGCCACGAUCACCACCAUCACGGCCAUGACCACAAUCACCACCAUCAACACGGCCACGAUCACGACCAUGAUCAUGACCACGAUCACGACCAUGAUCAUGACCAAGAUCACGACCAUGAUCACGAUCAUGACCACGAUCGCGAGCACGAAGACGACCACGAUCAAGAUCACGACCACGACCAUGAGCACGACCAUGACCAUGACCAUGAUCACGACCAUGUUCACGAUCAUGACCAUGAGCACGAUGAUGGUGAAGACUAUGAACGCAACCACGCACUUAGAUUCCAGGAAGAACUUGACGAGGAAUCUGAACAAGAAGAACUAGAGACCUUAAUGCGUGCUCAAGAGGAAACUGAGGAUGUCGACGGUGAGGAACCAGAAGAAGAAAGCCGCAAAAAACAACAGGAAGAUAUCGAAGGAGAGGAAGAGGAAGAUGUAGAGGAUGAAGAAGACGAGGAUGCUUUGAAUAGGCAAGAAGAGGUCGAAGAUGAAAUCGAAGACCAGGAAGAAACUCGCCAAAAGCGGUCAGCGCAAGAGGAAGCUGAAGAUGAAGAUGUGGAGGAUGAGGAACCCUUGAAGAGGCAAGAAGAUCUAGAGAAUGAAGAAGAAGAUGAGGAAGCUCUAAAGAGGCAAGAAGAGGUCGAAGAUGAAAUCGUAGAUCAGGAAGAAACUCGCAAGAAGCGGUCAGCGCAAGAGGAAACAGAAGAUGAAGAUGUGGAGGAUGAGGAAGCCUUGAAGAGGCAAGAAGAUCUAGAGGAUGAAGAAGAAGAUGAGGAAGCUCUAAAGAGGCAAGAAGAGGUCGAAGAUGAAAUCGAAGAUCAGGAAGAAACUCGCAAGAAGCGGUCAGCGCAAGAGGAAACAGAAGUUGAAGAAGUGGAGAAUGAGGAAGCCUUAAAGAGACAAGAAGGCGAAAAUGUAGAAGAGGCUGAAGAACAGGAAGAGAGCCGAAAGAAGCGGUCUAUCCUACAGUACGAUUACAACGAACAAGACGAAGAAUGGAAGAGGGCACAAGAAGAAGCUAAUAUCCUCGAAAGCGACGAAGAGGAGGAAAUUAAGAGGCAAGAAGAAGUAAUUGAAGAGAAUGAGGAUUCAGAAGAAUCUGACGAAGGUUUCUUCCAUCGCUUUUUCUUUUAAUUUCGUGGCUUUAUAAAGCACUUCCUAAUGGAAUGUCCUUUUAAAUGCCGUAGAAAGUUGUAUUUAAUGUUUUUUAUUCAUGUAAA
This is a messenger RNA of Cydia strobilella, 2122 nucleotides long. RefSeq lists its product as uncharacterized. Gene Ontology annotation, cellular component: extracellular region. The transcript is spliced from 3 exons. The coding region runs from base 195 to 2036 and encodes 613 amino acids. The record is from RefSeq and is a predicted model, not a curated record. NCBI's taxonomy places the organism in Eukaryota, Metazoa, Arthropoda, Insecta, Lepidoptera, Tortricidae. Gene Ontology annotation, molecular function: chitin binding.